This is a messenger RNA of Dacryopinax primogenitus, 1641 nucleotides long. RefSeq lists its product as uncharacterized. The transcript is spliced from 4 exons. Gene Ontology annotation, molecular function: amino acid transmembrane transporter activity. The record is from RefSeq and is a predicted model, not a curated record. Bases 1 to 1641 code for a protein of 546 amino acids. Gene Ontology annotation, cellular component: membrane. Gene Ontology annotation, biological process: amino acid transmembrane transport. Lineage: Eukaryota; Fungi; Basidiomycota; Dacrymycetes; Dacrymycetales; Dacrymycetaceae.
AUGGAUCUUGAGAAGGCAUCAUACGAAGACAAGGCGGACGACCAGGCAGGCACCGCGAGGGCUGUGCCUAUUCUAGACCCGGAGAUUGACAUCAUCGACUUCGAAGAAAAGAAGGAGCUCAAGCGGGGUUUGGAGCAACGUCACAUACAGAUGAUCGCACUGGCCGGCACCAUUGGAACUGGCCUCUUCCUCGGCUCCGGCAAGGCAAUCUCGCGUGGUGGUCCAGUCGGCGCUUUGCUGGGUUACGGAUUGACAGGCGUGCUGGUAUCUUGCGUUGUCCUUUCUGUGGCUGAGUUGUCGGCUCUCGUGCCGUUGUCCGGCUCCAUUAUUCGCCAUGCACACUUCUUUUUCGACCCGGCACUUAGUUUUGCCCAAGGGUGGAAUGGGGUAUACUCCAAUUGCGUCGGCCUUCCAGCUGAGAUCGUAGCAGCGGCCGUCCUCAUUGAUUUUUGGUCUCAUGGUAUCUCGAACGGGGUUUGGAUCACAAUCCUAGGACUUCUGUUGCUCGCAUCCAACCUCUUUUUUGUUCGCAUCUAUGGCGAACUCGAAUUCAGCUUCGCAACCCUCAAGAUCUUACUGAUUCUAGGCCUUAUCCUCAUGGGACUUGUUAUCGACCUUGGCGGAGGACCUGACCAUCAUCGUUACGGAUUUCAGUACUGGAAGAACCCGGGCCCUUUCGUGCAAUACUUGGGCGUACCAGGUCCCCUCGGACAGUUCCUUGGUUUCUGGACAACGUUCUCCAAUGCCGCAUACGCGUACUCCAGUAUUGAAAGUGUGCCGAAUGCAGCAGCAGAGACACGCAACCCGAGACGCAACAUCCCUAAAGCCGCGAAACGGAUCUUCUGGCGUGUGCUCAUAUUCUACGUUCUGGCCAUCUUCAUCGUAACCUUGAUUGUCCCUUCAAAUGAUCCGAACUUGCUUCAGUCAACGGGCAACGCCGCGCAAUCUCCCUUCGUUAUUGCUGCCAAUCGCGCUGGAAUCAAAGUGGUACCGCAUAUUAUCAACGCCGUUGUGCUGACCUCGGCCUGGUCCGCUGGCAACAGUGGGAUGUUGAAUGGCUCCCGAAAUCUGUAUGGGCUUGCACUUGAAGGACAUGCUCCAUCCAUCUUCAAGCGUGUGAACCGCUUCGGUGUUCCGUGGGUCGCGGUCUGCUUCUACGGCCUCUUCCUGUGCUUGGGGUUCAUGACUUUGAACACCUCGGCAUCAACGGUUUUCCAGUGGUUCCAAGACCUGGUAUCCUCUGCGGCGCUUGUGCAUUGGAUCAUCAUCUGUGCAGUCUAUCUCCGCUUUUAUUAUGGUUGCAAAGCGCAAGGUAUCGAUCGAAACGAACUGCCUUGGAAGGGUCCAUUCCAACCUUACGCCGCCUGGAUCGGCUGCAUAUCUUUCGGAAUCAUCUUGUUGACGGCAGGAUAUUCGGUGUUCAUGACGGGGAAGUGGUCGACGGAGACGUUCAUUUCGAGCUACUUCAACAUUCCCCUUAUCUUCGUGUUGUACUUCGGUUACAAGUUCACGAGGGGCACGAAGAUGGUUUCGUUGGAGGAGAUGCCGAUCAAGCAUUUCCUGCAAAUUGCGAAGGAUAACCCUGAGCCGUCAGAGAAGCCGCUUCGGGGCUGGAGGAGACUCAACAUCCUUUGGGAGUAA